Messenger RNA from Capra hircus (goat), 7837 nucleotides. It is a transcript of the gene RBPJL, whose product is annotated as recombination signal binding protein for immunoglobulin kappa J region like. The record is from RefSeq and is a predicted model, not a curated record. Bases 2569 to 3444 code for a protein of 291 amino acids. The transcript has 6 exons. Lineage: Eukaryota; Metazoa; Chordata; Mammalia; Artiodactyla; Bovidae. Gene Ontology annotation, biological process: regulation of transcription by RNA polymerase II. Gene Ontology annotation, molecular function: DNA-binding transcription activator activity, RNA polymerase II-specific; RNA polymerase II cis-regulatory region sequence-specific DNA binding.
GGAGACUGGGCCCCUGGUCUGCGGUUACAUGGGACUAGACGGCGCGUCCGGCAGCGCCGCCGAGACGCAGAAGUUGAAUUUCGAAGAGCAGCCCGACUCCAGGGAAUUCAGUUGCGCCAAGACUCUGUACAUCUCGGACGCAGACAAGAGGAAGCACUUCCGACUGGUGUUGCGGCUCAUGCUCCGAGGCGGCCGGGAGCUUGGCACCUUCCACAGCCGCCUCAUCAAGGUCAUCUCCAAGCCCUCGCAGAAGAAACAGUCGCUGAAAAACACCGACCGUGAGCGGGGGCGGGGCCCGGCCUCGGGGCGGGCUUGGGGAGGUGCCCCAGGUCUGCAAACGGCUUGAUUUGGGAAGGGGGAGGGGGAGAGGCCUGGGAGUCUGAGCCGAAAGCGGGGCCCGGUCUGGAUAAGUGGGUGUGGCUUAGGUAUGCAAUUUGAGGUUGGGGGUCCCCAAAAUAGCUGGCAGAUGCUGAACUAAAGACAAAAUAUAAAAAGGCAGAGGAAAUUCAGUUAAAGAUAUUUAUUCAGUGCCUGAUGUGCAUUGCAAGUGUCUGUUCUGGAGGAACAGCCUAGCCUAGCAGGAGAGAGACACACAUCGCUGAUCAACGAGAUAGUUGGAGAUAAGUGCUGCCCUGGAUGCCAAGUGAUAAACCCCGGGGCUAAUGGGUUUGACAGUACAGGGGAUAAAAGCCUGAAUGACAAUAACACCAUCACCCUCCCUGGAAGAUGGAAGGGAGAAGCUGGGCCAAGGGGGCCUUUCUUGGCAGGCAUGUACAUUCAUCACUCUGUUGGAUGCUCAUCCUUGUAAGGUGAGUGGUAGGUGAGGAAAAUGAGGCGCGGAACAUCCAUCCAUUCGUUUAAGAAAUGUUCGGGGCUUGGACUUCCCUGGCAGUCCAAUGGUUAAGACUAUGGCUCCACUGUAGGGGACUCAGGCUUGAUCCCUGGUUGGUGAAUCCUAAGAUCCUGUAUGCCACUCAGCGGGACCAGAAAAAAGGAAAAGAAAAAAGAAAUAUUGGGGCCCAUCACCUUCCAAAUGACUUGCUUAGGUCUGCCCAGCUGGAAAAGUGGUCCAGCCAGCAUUUGAACUUGAGUUGAUGUGACUCAAGCCCGCUCCCACCCCACACCUUGUUACUUUCUGUUAAAAAUGCUGAAGGAUGUCUCAGAUUCAGGUAGUGUUCUGGCUGGCCACUGGUGUGAGGACAGGGCCAGGGAAUGGUUAGGUGGUAUAGUGUGACGGUUUUAAGUGCAGAUUCUGGAGCGAGGUGGCCUGGGUUUGAAUCCUGGCUCUGCUGCUGGCUAGCUGUGUGAUCCUGAGGGAGUUGUUCUCUUGAGGAAAGAUAAUAUUAUCUACUGCAGACGGCUGUUGAGAAGCAAAAGAGCUAACUCAUGCUCAGCAUUUAAAAAGGUACCUGAAAUACAGUGAACGUUAGCUAUCAUCAUUAUGAUAGUGGAUGGGAACAUGGGUGAAGUAUACAUUGAGCACCCACAGUAUGCCUGGUACUGUGAGGGAAGAAUGGGUGAAGCCCCAGUGCUUUCUCCCCAGGUGCUCAAAAUCCAAUCAGAAAGCAGAAUGGUGGCUCUGAAUCUGUGCUAAAGGCCAAAAGAGAUGAAUAAACCGUAGAAAUAGACAUUUCACACCACAUGCCUUUUGCUUAUACAGUCUCCUGAGCAACUCCUACCUACCUCGUCCUCCCCAGCUGAGAGUAUAACCUCCUCCAGGAAGCCUUCUGAAAUCCAUCCAGCCCUUACUACAUCCUACUGAAAGUUUCUAUUUAUUCCUGGUCCCCACUCUGAGACUGUGAACUCCUCCAGAGCAAAACUCUAAUUCACCCUUUGGUGCCCGGCACCCAGCGUAGGGCAGGCCACCAAGCAGGCAUUUAGUAACUACUUGAUAACAUUCUGUUUUUUGUGCCCAGGCAGCGAAAAGGACCAGACAGAGGUAUAGAAGCAGGAUUAUAGCAGGUGCUGGAGAAAUAGCCGUGAGACAAUGGCUAGUGUGUCUGGGAAUUUGAGCCAGAUUGGCUCAGGACACAGAGGGUGGGAACUGGCAAUUCCAAGGGGGCAAGCACCGCCCGGGCACUGACGCCACCUCCCCUUACAGUGUGCAUAUCCUCCGGCUCGAAGGUCUCCCUCUUCAACCGCCUGCGCUCCCAGACGGUCUCCACGCGCUACCUCUCUGUGGGGGACGGGGGCUUUGUGGCCAGUGCACGCCAGUGGGCUGCCUUCACUCUCCACCUGGGUAAUCCCGCCAGCAGGCCCGGGGCUGGGCACUUCACAUGCACUCACUUAUUUAAUCUUCACCACAACUCAUCCACGGAAGUAAAUGUUGCCCCAUGGAACCAAGGCUUGCAGACACCAAAAGGCUUGUCAAAAAUCCUAAUGAGUCGGUAACUGAACCCAGCUACUCUGACUCCAGCAUCCAGCCCCUUCCCCCAGCUCAGCCCCUGCCCCCAGAGCACAGGCAUUCUUAAGGAUGGGCCACAAGGGGUUUCUCCAGGCUGAGAAUCUUCAGCCUGAGCCACCUCCCUGUGUGCCAACCCUGCCCAUAAGACCCAUGUGUGACGCGAGAUGGAGCCAGAGGCAGAGGAUUUGGGACGGAAGCGUAGGACCCCUGAAGCCCUCCUGCCUUCUGUUUAUUCCUCAGCUGAUGAACGCUGUUCCCAGGGGGACUUCCCGCCUCGAGAGGGCUACGUCCGCUACGGCUCCCUGGUGCAGCUCGUCUGCACGAUCACGGGCAUCACCCUACCUCCGAUGAUCAUCCGCAAAGUAGCCAAACAGUGUGCCCUCCUUGACGUGGAUGAGCCCAUCUCCCAACUCCACAAGUGUGCAUUCCAGUUUCCCGGUGGUCCUCCAGGAGGAGGUGGCACCUACUUAUGUCUCGCUACAGAGAAGGUGGUGCUGUUUCAGGCCUCCCCCUGCCCCAAGGAGGCCAACAGAGCGCUGCUCAACGACAACUCUUGCUGGACCAUCAUCGGCACCGAGUCGGUGGAAUUCUCCUUCAGCACCAGCCUGGCGUGCACCCGGGAGCCGGUCACUCCCGUGCCGCUCAUCAGCACCCUCGAGCUGAGUGGCGGGGGCGACGUGGCCACCCUGGAGCUCCAUGGUGAGAACUUCCACGCGGGGCUCAAAGUGUGGUUCGGGGACGUGGAGGCCGAAACCAUGUACAGGAGCCCGCGGUCCCUGGUGUGUGUGGUACCCGACGUAGCCGUCUUCGGCAGCGACUGGCGCUGGCUGCGCACACCCAUCACAGUGCCCGUGAGCCUCGUGCGCACCGACGGCCUUUUCUACCCCAGCGCCUUCUCCUUCACCUACACGCCCGAGUACAGCGCGCGGCCGGGGGCCCCGGGCGCCCCGGCGGCGCCCGCCGCUGACGCCGACGCGCUCCUGGAGAGCAUCCAUCACGAGUUCACGCGCACCAACUUCCACCUCUUCAUCCAGACGUAGGAGGGGCGGCCUGGACGCUGAGACCUGGCCGGGGGCCGGUUUUCUGGGUCCUGGGCCCUGCCCUCCGCCUCGGUGCUGCGGAAGUGAAAGCUUCAGGCCGACUUGCAGAAAGCUCUCGCCCUAGAAACCUGGCCUUGCGGGUCUUACACCGGUUACUCCCUCGUCCUUUUCCGUAUAGGAAGACUCCGCCUGAGUGAUGCGCCCUUUGUAUCCGCUCAGGAGUGUGGUUUUCUCUGUCAUUGUCUUUUUCACUCUCAUACCCUCUCUCCCUCAGUAACUAUAGUUUUUUUUGUUUUCUGUUUCUGUCAUGCCACGUGGCCUGUGGGAUCUUAAUUCCCAGACCAGGAAUGGAACCCGUCCCCCAUGCGAUGGAAGUGCAGAGUCUUAGUCCCUGGACAACCAGGGAGUUUCCUGUAGAUCCCUGCCCCUGCAUCUUUGUUUCUCUCCAUCACUCUGGAUCUGGCAUACAGUUUCACACAUUGUGAAAAGCCUAGCCUAGAGCAGUGACCCUCCAGACAGCUGUGUCUUCCCUGAAAGAAGAAACGGGUAGUAUUUCACACACAUGGGGCAUGGUCUCACGCUUGCCCUGCUGGCCCUGAAGCACCAGGUCCUGCCUGGAACAUUGGGUCCCACUCCAAGCACCAAGUCCCUUCUGGAGCAUGGGGAACCUGUCCUGGAGUGCUGGCUUCCACCCUGCAAUACAAAGCUUGGUCCUUUCCUUAGUCUUUUUCUGGCUGGAGCCAGGCAUAGUACCCAUGCAGAUGUUUGCCCUCUGGUCCACAACUUUGGUGGCUGGGCAGGUCCCUGGGGCAGUGGUCAGGUCUUGCCGUCUUAACUGUCUACCCACGCAUUUCUUUCGCAGGCCCAGUAAGAUGCAGUCAGUCCUAAGGGUCAGAGAUUGCUCUGCUGUGUUGGCAUCAACUCCCAGCCAGGGCAGAGUCUGAUCUGUAUGACCCACCUGCUCCCAGAGGGAGGUGCCCCAGUGUGCUUCCCCCGACAUAUACACAGAGUAGAGGACCACAUGUGUGGUGGAGCAGAUAGCUCACUUGUGAUACUUCCUGGAGGAGCAAUGGGGGUUCAGAGGUAGCCAGCAUCCCUGAGCCCCUGUCCCUGCUCUGGGGACCACCUGCUGCCUCUAGGCAGGCCCAGGGGCAACCACAAGACCCAAAACAAAACUUGCCCAGGACAAGUCUAGGCAGAACUCAUGGGAUCUGCUGGGCAAUAACCAAGAAAGAGUAGCUUCUUUGAAUGGAGCCCAGGGAUAAAAUUGCAGUUUAUCACUGCCCAGACUCUCCACCCUCAGCCAAAUGUGUGCCCCACAGGGAGGGUCCUGACUCGGGCUAUGGAAACCAUGACACAGAUAUCGUAGGUGCCAACUGUUGUACCAGCCCCUGGCGGUGCCAAAAUGGGAGAACUGGUCUGAAAUGUGGGUCAAGGGCUCUCACCCCUCUGGGACUUUUUUUAAGCUCUAAGUUCAUUUCCUGAGAUGCUUUCCCCAGAACAUAGAAACCCCCAUGAAAAAGAAGAAGCUGAUAUUUCCCAAGGGGGCAAAAUGGGCUUUGCUCUUAGAGUCCUCAAAGUCUUGGCUAAGUUCCGUUCUCUGCCGUCAGCAGACUGAAACCCACAAGGAUGGGAAAGAGAAGCUUGUUCAGAGCCUGCCAUGGCUCCUGGGAGUGGAUCCUGGCUGAGGAACCCAGGGAACAACUGGAUGGAAAACGUCCUCCACAUGAGUGCCUGUCCCAGGAGAGUUUGAGCUCACUGCCCAGUGAGACUGAAGCAGGAAGCCACUUGUAAAGGCACUAAAAGGUUUCAUAGCAUAUCACAUGGGGAGUUGGGGCUCAAGGGCCUUUCCAGUUCUGCCCUCAAGAACUUCCUCCACCACUCCACCAGGCAGCAGUCCCGGAAGCCAAGGACCUAGCUUGGCUUGAAAGCCCAGCCAUGCAGCUCUAUUUUUUGCACUAUCUGCAGGACACUCCCAGACCCUUGGUCCCACCUACGAAAGUCUGUGCCCUCAGAGCUCCAACCCUGGCCUGUCUUCUGAGUUUCAGUUGCUGGACUGUCCUGGAAGGUCUUCUCUCCCUCAAGCCUGAAUCUGUCUAACAUCAAACUCUCCUCCCUCUCCAUCUCCCUUGCUAGAAGAGGCUUCCUCCUCCACUCCACUACUGCUCGGCUCCAGACUCAGCUCAGACAGUCCGUUCUUCGAGAUGUCCCUAAUUCGGGACUUCCCUGGUGGUCCAGUGGGUAAGAAUCCAUCUGCCAACGCAGAGAACAGGGGUUCGAUCCCUGGUCCAGGAAGAUCCCACGUGCCACAGGGGGAUCUUCCCUGUGGCCACAACUACUGAGCCUGGGCUCUAGAGCCAUUGCUCCGCAACGAGAGAAGCCACCUCAGUGAGAAGCCUGCACACCCCAACUAGAGAAAGCCUUCGUGCAGCAGCAAUGAAGACCCAGCACAGCCAAAAAAAAAAGUCCCUAAUUAGACUUAAUACGGUGAUCGUUUUACAUUGUAUUCAAAUAUCGCAUCAUUAUGUUGUACACAGAAACUAAUAUAAUGUUAUAUGUAAAAAAAAAAAAAAAAAGAUUUCCCCAAGGCAAGAUUACAUAACUUGCAGGCCCAGGGCAAAAUGAAAAUAUAUAACCCCUUGUUCAAAAAUUAUUAAGACUUUCAAGACAGCGAUAGCAGAGCAUGAAAUCAAGGCAGGGCCCUGCCAAGCACAGGGUCUUGUGUGCCUGUCAAGGUCACAAGCCCAUGAAGCUGGCUCUGGCCCCAGGCUUUCCAUCUUGUUUUCCCAUAGAAUCCCACUAGAACCAUGUACUGCCCACCUUGGAUCAAAGGGCUUUAUGUACGCGUCAGCUGUCCACUCUAGACUGUGAGCGUCAUGUGAGAAGGAGCUUAUCCUGGUGUGGCCUAGGAGGUGCGUUGCAACGCUUGAACACUGAAUAAGUGCUCAAUGAAUACCAAAGAGCAUGGGAUUGUAUUGGCAGAUAUUAAAUUUGGAUUUUGCAAGUGCAGUGUGAAACCAGCAGGUGGCACUGUUGUCCUCCCAAGCAUUGAGUAUUUAUAGUUAAACAGUACGGGUCCUUAAAGAUAAUCUUCACUUUUUCAUGUUCUCAGGAUCAGAACAGAGUUGAGAGUCAUUGCUGUCCUCCAUAUUUCAUCCUCAUUUUACAGAUGGGGAAACCGAGGCUCUGAGAGAGAAGCCCCAGGAAACGGCAGGUUGAUGAUAGCGUCUGAUUUGAAUCCUACACUUUUGAUGCAAAGUCUGGGGCUCUGAGAUUCUUUUAAUUUUCUACUUCAUAGUCUUUAACAUUCUUAAUUCCCUGCUAUAUGUAGGUAGCAUAUGUGUGUGUGUGUUACAAAGGGCGGGAUUGGGGGUAGGGAGUGGAUGGGGUACAUACUGUAUUCUUGCUGUGAAUAAGGUCAAAAUCUCUGUUCCCCAAAUCUCCCAGUUUACCAGCUCUCAUGCUGCCUGAGAGCCCACUGUGGGGGUGGGGUGGGGGGAGCAAGUCUUUUGGUGUAAUUCUUCUGGGAACAUUGAACUUUGAGUUUCUCUCUCUCUCUUCUGUUUCUUUGAAGUUGAGUUUCUUUAAAUAGAAAGUCAUCAUGACCACAGUGCGGGUAAUAUUCUCAGACACCUUCCUCCCUGGGGAGGAUGCUGAUGGCUGUGGGCACAGACCAUGAAGACGGCAGAGGAGAGGGGAAGUGGUUUUAAGGGGAAUGAAACCAGCAGGGCGACAUCUCCUGAGUUCUGCAACAGCCUUGACCAUAUUCACCCCAAAAGGCUCUGUUCCAGACCCCAAGGGACAAAGGCAGGUUGGACGGCCGUGCCACAAUGGUUUCAGUGGUAAAUUGGUGAACACCUGUUAUAACUGGUUGCUCGCUCCCUGGGGUGGGAGAGGAGCAGGUAAAGUUCAGGGGUGAGGGUGGGGGCUAAGGCAGAGCCUUGGGACCAAGUUCUUUAUGGACUCACUGGUGCUAGAAUUUUAAAGUGGGACCCACUCUGCCAAGUUCAUCCCAAGCCCGUAUCAGGUUCUAAGCAUCCCCUCGCCACCCUGGCUGGUGUCUGUAAAUGCACACCCCUAGCACCUCAUCCUGGGUGGGAGUAUCCUGGACCAGCUGGUUUUGUGGCCCCUGACUUACCAUGGCUCCAAUUAUGAUUGUUUUCACUUUACCCGGUGAGAAGGCAAUACACAUUCAGUAGAAACCGUACUUUAAACCCUGAUCCUUUUCUGGGCUGGCGAUAGGCACUCUGGUCUUCUCUCCUGAUGCUAGGGCCACGGCAACGAGCCUUGGUUUUCGGUCCACCAGGUGACUGAGGGUAAGCAAUGGAUAAACUGAAAACCAUUCUGUUUUUCACUUUCAUUACAGUAUUAAUAAAUUACACAAGAGAUUCAA